Molecule: messenger RNA, 1131 nt
Organism: Bipolaris zeicola 26-R-13
Lineage: Eukaryota; Fungi; Ascomycota; Dothideomycetes; Pleosporales; Pleosporaceae
Exons: 4
Coding region: 1-1131 (376 amino acids)
Biological process (GO): response to oxidative stress
Cellular component (GO): cytoplasm
Source: RefSeq, a predicted model, not a curated record
AUGUUCAGUUGGGCAAAGUCAACGCUAGCCGCGGUUGCCGGUACCCAGGAGCCCGAAUACGGUCCUGAGGCCAUCCAGCCCGUGGGCAAGAAGGGCGACGAGCCUGCCUACACCGAGCUGACCAAGGAUCACCUCAAGUGGUCCACCCUCGACUACACCAAUGUCGAGACACAGACCUUCUACAUCUUCAGCGACGCCGGCCACCAGGGCUUCCUGCAGGUCAUCUACAACAACAUUGCUGGCCUCCGUGUGACCGUGCAGUUCAACUGCAAGCUCUUCUUCCCUAACAACGAGAGGCCCUUCCUCUGGGCAAGCGACCCCGUCUACAACUACGGCUUCGACGAGAAGCAGCACUCCUUCUUCGCCGACGGCGUCUCCAUUGAGCUCUCCGAGGAUGGCACCCAGUACGCUAUCAAGGCGGCCGUCCGAGAGGACUGCAUGGUAGAUGUAAAGUUCACCAGGACCGCGCCUGGAUUUAUGGGCGGAAAGGAUGGCACCACCAAUUACGGUACCAACCCCAAGGAGCCAUGGGGGUCGAUGCACCACCACUUCUGGCCCCGAUGCAGCGUCGAGGGCGCCAUUCACACCAAAGAGGGUCCAGUCGACGUCAAGGGCCGCGGCAUGCUGAGCCAUGCUCUCCAGGGAAUGAAGCCCCACCAUGCCGCUGCCCGGUGGAACUUUGUCAACUUCCAGUCCCCCUCAUACUCCGCUAUUCUCAUGGAGUUCACAACCCCCGCCUCAUACGCCUCGACAAUCGUCCGAGUUGCCGGUAUUGCCACCGACGGCAAGCUCCUCUUCGCAAACACCGAAGGCGACGUGAAGCACACCGAGACCAAGCAAGACGAGACUGGCUGGCAAGCGCCUACCGCAGCCAGCUACCACUGGGUCGGAAAGACGGAGGACGGAAAGGAUGUCACCGCAGACAUCGCGGGCCCCCUGGGUGAGAUAAUUGACCGCGUUGACGUCAUGGCCGAGGUUCCGGGCUUUAUCAAGACCAUCGUUGCCAGUGCAGCAGGCACCAAGCCAUAUAUCUACCAAUAUGCGCCCAAGAUGACCAUCAAGGUGAAGGUGGGCGAUGAGGUUAAGGAGGAGGAAGGCACACUUUUCACUGAGGCCACCUUCAUCUCGUAG